This is a messenger RNA of Toxorhynchites rutilus septentrionalis, 825 nucleotides long. RefSeq lists its product as uncharacterized. NCBI's taxonomy places the organism in Eukaryota, Metazoa, Arthropoda, Insecta, Diptera, Culicidae. The record is from RefSeq and is a predicted model, not a curated record. The transcript has a single exon. Gene Ontology annotation, biological process: DNA integration. The coding region runs from base 1 to 825 and encodes 274 amino acids. Gene Ontology annotation, molecular function: nucleic acid binding.
AUGGAGCAUGUUACGGAUUUGUCGACUGAACGAUUUCUGCAGGCUUUGAGACGGUUUAUUUCUCGACGUGGCCGAUGCACGGACAUCUUUUCCGAUAAUGGUACUAAUUUCGUGGGUGCAAAGAAUAAAAUGUGUGAGUUGUUCGAUUUGCUCAAGGAUCAGCGACAUCAUGAUGCUAUCUCCAAGGAAUGUGCAAACGAGGGGAUGCAAUGGCACUUUAUUCCUCCAGCAGCCCCACACUUUGGUGGAUUAUGGGAAGCUGCGGUACGCUCAGCAAAAUUCCAUCUACUACGUGUACUAGGAGAAAAUCCGGUCUGCCAAGAAGAUUUCAGCACCCUUUUGGUCCAGGUAGAAGCGUGUUUAAAUUCCCGGCCGCUUACCCCAAUGUCAGAUGAUCCAACCGAUCUGGAAACUCUGACUCCGGCUCAUUUUCUGACAGGUGACUCGCUUCAAAAUAUUCCGGAACCUGAUUAUAGCACGGUCCAGCUCAAUCGUUUAAGUCGAUGGCAACUAGUGCAAAGGCAAUUGCAGGAUUUCUGGAAACGUUGGCGUACUGAGUAUUUAUCCCAACUCCAGGCCAGGUCGAAAAACUGGAAAUCACCAAUAAAAUUGGAUAUAGGAAUGUUGGUAAUCAUGGUGGAUGGAAAUAAUCCACCAAUGCUAUGGAAGAAAGGUCGCAUUGAGGAAUUACACCCUGGAAAGGAUGGUAUAGUACGUGUAGUUACCGUGCGGACAUCAAGUGGGCUAUUUAAGCGUCCUGUAGCUAAACUUUGUUUGUUGCCAAUGGAAGGAAACUCAACUAAUCAUAAUGAAGCUGAUCACUGA